GCAGCGAGCGUUGCGAUUGCGAUGGGUGUUUCAGGAGCAGCACAUGCUCCUUGCUGGGUGACGCGAUGCGAGCAGAUGCGCCACGCCAGGCGCUUUUGAGGUGUAGUUGAUGUCUGUGGUGGUGCAUGCAACCACUCUGGAGGAUUCUUUAGUUGCGUCGGAGGAUUGCGGCAUUGCUUUUCGAAGGGGAGGGUUGGAGGACUUGGGGUUGGGGUUGGAUUAUGGCUAAAUUUGGGUUGUCGGUUUGGUGGCUCGGAGGAGGAGAAGGGCAGGUAGAAGUGGAGGGAGCGAUGCCGAUGCUUUGUCUUUGCACAAGCAAUCUUUGGAAUUGGGAGUGGCAGCUGCGUAGACCGAUAUAUUUGGCUCAGUUCUGCAGGAUGAGGUGCCCACGAUGUCGAGCAGCAUGCGUGAGGAGUGUCGUUCUUCAACUCAUGCUUGGAAGGUUGGCUCGGUGGAGACUAUAUCAUGGAGGAGCAGCCUGGAGAAUUGGCUCAUGGGACGAGGUUCGAAGGAUCCUCUUAGUUCAGGAUUUUUGUUUCCAGAUGGAUGGGAUGAAGACAGCGAAGACCUUCGCCGAUCCUUGCUCACGGAAAGCGACGAUGGUGGCGGUUUAGAAACGUGUCACCUCGACAAUGCGGAGAAGAAUUCUUGCAAGAGCUAUAUUUUGCAAGGGAGCCAUGUCGUUGAUGUGGGCUUCAUGCGAAAGACCGUCGGGAAUUUGGCUGGGUGCGAGAAUGCAGCGUCUAGAAUUCAUCGGUCCCAGACGGCGCCGGCUAUGUCGAUCAUAAACAGGGAUCGGAAAGCAAUCUCUCUGAAGCGUCCCGAAUUUACGAAAGGGUAUGCGAUUGUCAUGCAAGCCGGAGUUGGUCUUCUCUUGUACCUCGCCAUAGGAAUUGCAAUUCUCACAUGGAAGAGCGAUGGGUUUUUUGGAAUCGAGACGUUCUCGGUGGUAGAUAGCCUUUACUUCUGCGUGGUCACCAUUUGCACUGUUGGUUAUGGCGGCAAUGUCCCCGUAACCCCUUUUGCAAAGCUCUUUUCAUGUAUUUUCGUGAUGAUAGGAUUUGGCUUCAUUGAUGCAUUGAUAAGCAAUGUGGUGACCUUCGUGUUGGACAAGCAAGAGGAGCUCCUUCUCAGUGCUGUGGAGGGAAGCCAUUACCUUGCCAAGAAAGAUCAUUUUUGGAAUGCCAGAUUGAGGCUUAUAAGAAAAAAUCUAAAUUGCUUAAAUAUGAAAGUAACAAGGUAAUUGGGAUUUAUGUAUGAUUAAAACUACUUAGAAGAGUUUUUUUUAGCACUUUU
Physcomitrium patens is the source of this 1296-nucleotide messenger RNA. RefSeq names its product two pore potassium channel c. Lineage: Eukaryota; Viridiplantae; Streptophyta; Bryopsida; Funariales; Funariaceae. The record is from RefSeq and is a predicted model, not a curated record. Gene Ontology annotation, molecular function: potassium ion leak channel activity; outward rectifier potassium channel activity. Gene Ontology annotation, cellular component: plant-type vacuole membrane; plasma membrane. Gene Ontology annotation, biological process: stabilization of membrane potential; potassium ion transmembrane transport.